AAAUUGAGUAAAAAAUUAAUUUGUACGGUGCCAUUGUGUUUAGAAUUUCGCUUUCUCUUUCAUAAAUCUCAAAACAAAGUUAUAUUUCACCCCUAAAACAAUUAAUGCUGUUUACAGUGCCUUGAAUUGUCACUCUUUGCAAAAAUUCCCUGUCCGUGGUCCUGAAAAUACAAAGCUUUCAAUUGACAGUUUGAAUGUUCUCGCACCACAUUUAUCUAUAAACAUAUUUACGCUUCGAGUAAACUGCUAUACAAUUUGUUCUAUAUUAAAUUGUAUUAUUAUUAUUAUUAUUAUUAUUAUUAUUAUUAUUUAUUUUGGAAACUGUCUAAUAAUCCUUAAAGAGCACAAAAAUUGCUGACGAUGCGUCUGUUGUAGAUGAAUUGCCAAAAUAAUGUAGCCUAAGUCUUUAUCCAGAUCAAACACUUUGAAAAAUAUUUAGAAAUUAUGCUCUUUUGUCUAAAAAGAGUUAUUUUUUAAAUUUGCAAAUAGUUUGGUUUGCAGUUGCCCGCACGAUGUCAGCAGCCUUCCAUUGUGCACAGAGAAUUUCUGUAACGUAGAUAAGCUCCUCCUGGUUUCGUGGCUGACUACACGAGCGCAGGGCUUUGUUCACAGUUCGCCAUUGUGUCAGAAGACAUCUGUCGUGCGGUUUCUUGUGAAUUGCUACUUUGCGACUAUGCUAUGUGAUUUCCGUGGUUUUGUCAUAUCUAGAAGAUUUGGACGCAAUGAUAUCCACUGGACAACAAAAAUGUAGCUUUUGGGUUUCACUAUAUCUUUUCUUUCGGCUAUGGAAUAUAGCAGGCGGGCAGAUUGUGUAUUCCGUUAUGGAGGAAGCAAACCCAGGGACUACAGUUGGGAAUUUGGCUAAGGAUUUUAAUCUGAAUGUUCAGGAACUUGAGGUACGAGGGUUUCAUGUCGUCCAGGGGCCGAACACAAGGUAUUUCGAUACAAAUUUAAAAUCUGGAACUCUUCAUGUCAGAGAGAGAAUUGAUAGAGAAGCGAUAUGCAAGCAGAAUAUGAAAUGCUCUUUUUCUAUAGAAGCCAUGAUAAACUCCCCGUUAAACAUGUACAGGUUUGAUGUAAAUAUUUUGGACGUUAAUGAUAAUGCACCAGAAUUCCAGACGACAAUUACACAUUUAAAUAUCAGUGAAUCUGCUUUAACGGGGGAGAGGUUUCCGUUACCGGGCGCGUUUGACGCAGAUGUGGGCAGUAAUUCGGUAAAGAGCUACAAGCUGAGUCCAAAUGAACAUUUCUCUCUGGAUGUUCAGAUCGGAGGAGAGCAGAGUGUGUCUGCUGAGUUAGUGCUGCAGAAAGCUUUAGACCGAGAAAAACAGCCUGUGAUCCAGCUCACACUGACCGCUGUAGACGGAGGAAAACCUCCUAGGUCUGGUACGACAGAAAUCGUUGUUAACGUUGUGGAUGUUAAUGAUAACAUUCCUGUCUUUAGUAAGUCUUUGUAUAAAGCUCGUAUCAUUGAAAAUGCUGCGCCUGGUACUCACGUAAUAACUGUUCAAGCUGUUGAUAUAGACGAGGGCGUAAACAGUGAAAUCAUUUAUUCUUUUAUCAGUCACAGCACUGAAAAAACCGCCAAUGCAUUUUCCAUAAAUCCGCAAAAUGGUGAAAUUAUUGUGCAAAAUAAUGUAGAUUACGAAGAGAGGAGUGCGGUUGAACUUCGAGUACAAGCAAAAGAUAAAGGACACAGCCCGAAAGCAGCGCACUGUAAAGUGUUAAUCGAAAUCGUUGAUGUUAAUGACAACAUACCAGAGAUAUCUGUGACGUCUUUAGUAAAUACAGUUAAGGAAGAUGCUCCUAUUAAUACCAUGGUUGGAAUGAUAACCGUUACCGAUAAUGAUUCUGGUAAAAACGGGCAAGUCGAUUUAAAAAUCCAGGGCUCUGUUCCUUUUAAAGUACAGAAUUCAUAUAAAAAUUAUUAUUCUUUAGUUGUUAACGGCCCUCUAGACAGAGAGAGCGCGCAUGCAUAUAAUGUGACCAUCAUAGCUACUGAUGAAGGGACUCCACCUCUCUCUAGUACCAGUGUCAUUACUGUACACGUGUCUGAUGUGAAUGACAACGCGCCGCGCUUUCCAGAGUCCGUCAUUAAUGUUUAUGUAAAAGAGAACAGUCAGAUCGGAGCUGUCAUUCAUACAGUGUCUGCAUUUGAUCCUGAUGUAGGUGAUAAUGCCCGCAUCACAUAUUCAUUAGUAGAAAGCUUUAAAAGCGGCCCGGUAACAUCCAUGAUCAACAUAAACUCUGACAGUGGAGAUAUACACAGUUUGCAAUCUUUUAACUAUGAGGAGAUAAAAACAUUUCAGUUUAAAGUUCAGGCCACAGACUCUGGUGUUCCUCCGCUCAGCAGUAACGUGACUGUCAAUGUUUUUAUUCUGGAUGAGAACGACAAUAGUCCCGGGAUUCUCGCGCCCUAUUCCGAGCACGGUUCCGUUAACACAGAGAACAUUCCCUAUUCUGCUGAGGCGGGCUUCUUUGUGGCCAAGAUCAGGGCUGUAGAUGCGGAUUCCGGUUACAAUGCGCUGUUGUCUUAUCACGUGUCUGAGCCCAAAGGAAACAAUCUGUUUCGAAUCGGAACCAGCAGCGGGGAGAUCAGGACUAAGAGGAGAAUGAGUGACAAUGACUUGAAAAACUCACCCGUUGGUGAUUUUGGUUUGUGAUAACGGUGAGCCCUCACUGUCUGCGACUGUGUCUAUUGAUGUCGUAGUUGUUGAAAGCGGAGGUGACGUUAAGACUCAGUUCAGACAUGUACCACUGAAGGAGGAGAGUUUCUCGGAUUUAAAUCUGUAUUUGCUGA
Messenger RNA from Misgurnus anguillicaudatus (oriental weatherfish), 2800 nucleotides. The record is from RefSeq and is a predicted model, not a curated record. Lineage: Eukaryota; Metazoa; Chordata; Actinopteri; Cypriniformes; Cobitidae.